Molecule: messenger RNA, 176 nt
Organism: Blastomyces gilchristii SLH14081
Lineage: Eukaryota; Fungi; Ascomycota; Eurotiomycetes; Onygenales; Ajellomycetaceae
Exons: 2
Source: RefSeq, a predicted model, not a curated record
AUGUCAUUGAAUGUAAUCCUUGUAUCUACUGUGGUUGAUAACAUGUAUAAAAUGAAAGCCAUGAUAGACAGCAACAUUUGUACCUGUUACAUGGUGAAGCUGACCAUAGAUGUGAGAGGAUAUCAAUGUGAAGAUGUCUACACAUAUGAAGUUGAUAAUCUUGAUUACAAUCUUAU